GGCGGCCGCAGAGGCAUGCUUCUCCCGCUCGGACUUCUCUUGUCGCUCGCCGCCCUCGCCGCCCUCCCCCCAGAGGCCGCGGCGCGGGGGCGGGGCUGGGGGUCGCUGCAGCCACAGCCACAGCCGCUGGGCCACGUCCGGCCGUGCGAGCCGCGAGACUACGGCCAGGGCUCCGUCGUGUGCGUGUGCAACGCCACCUACUGCGAUGACGUGCCCAGGCCGCGGCCGUCGCCACCGGGCGUGGCCGUCAUGUACGCGUCCAACAAGGAUGGCCUGCGCUUCGAGCGCUCCGAACUGGCGUUCGACGCCAAGGGAACGACGCGCGGCUCCAACCCCGCCUUCACAGUCACCAGCAACGUGCGCUUCCAGGCCAUCAUCGGCUGGGGCGCCACCGUCACGGACUCCACGGGCAUCAACCUCAAGGCCCUGAGCGAGGACGCGCGACGAAACCUCAUCGAAUCGUACUUCUCGGAGGACGGCAUCGAGUACAACAUCCUGCGCAUUCCGAUCGGCGGCACCGACUGCUCCACCCACAAGUACACCCUGCACGACGCGCCCGAGGACGCCGCCCUCGGCAACUUCAGCCUCGCCUUCGAGGACCACGAGUACAAGCUGCCGUUGCUGCGGGAGGCGCGCGAGGCCGUGCCCGCGGACCGCCCCCUGCAGCUGCUGGCCAGUGCGUGGACGGCGCCGCCAUGGAUGAAGACCAACAACGACUACACGGGCUUCGGCUUCCUCAAGACGGAGCACUACCAGACCUGGGCCAACUACCACCUCAAGUUCCUGGACGCGUACGAGGCGGAGGGCUUCCACUUCUGGGGCCUGACGACGGGCAACGAGCCCAUGAACGGCGUGGUGGGGCCGCUCAUCCGCUUCAACUCCAUGGGCUGGACGCCCUUCCAAAUGCGCUCCUGGGUCGGCGACUACCUGGGCCCCACACUGCGCGGCCCGGACCGGCGCGCCUCCAAGCACGCCGACGUGCGCAUCCUCACCCUGGACGACCAGAGGAUCGACCUGCCCUGGUGGACAGACAUAGUGUUCUCCUACAAGAACGCCUCGGCAUACGUCGACGGCAUCGCCCUGCACUGGUACACCAACUACUUCACCCCGCUGCUGGGGCUCGACAUGUCCCACGAGAACCACCCGGACAAGUUCAUCCUGGGCACGGAAGCGAGCAGUGGCUUCAACAACUGGGACUUCCGGAAGGUGAUCCUGGGCUCCUGGAAGCGCGCCGAGGACUACAUCGUCGACAUUCUGGACGACUUGAACCACUGGGUGACGGGCUGGAUGGAGUGGUCCCUCGUCCUGGACAUGGAGGGCGGCCCCAGCUGGUCCGGCAACUUCGUCGACACGUCCAUCCUGGUGGACGCCGAGAACGACGAGUUCGUCAAGCAGCCCACCUUCUACGCCAUCGGGCACUUCUCCAAGUUCCUGGCGCCGGGUUCUGUGCGCGUCAAGGUGGAGCCCGAGUCCUCGCAAGGCGUCCGCACCGUGGCCUUCGCGCGCCAGGACGGCGCCACCGUCGUCAUCUUCUUCAACUCCAAAGACGCCAACAAGACCGUCACGGUGUCCGACGUGUUCCGCGGCGCCAUGCAGAUCCCCCUGACGCCGAGGUCCAUCAACACGGUGCUGUACUGGUGAAGGCGGGGGUAGCAAAUAAACAUCGACAGCGUAGAUGCGUUACGA
This is a messenger RNA of Thrips palmi, 1686 nucleotides long. RefSeq names its product lysosomal acid glucosylceramidase-like. Lineage: Eukaryota; Metazoa; Arthropoda; Insecta; Thysanoptera; Thripidae. The transcript has 10 exons. Gene Ontology annotation, biological process: glucosylceramide catabolic process. Bases 16 to 1641 code for a protein of 541 amino acids. The record is from RefSeq and is a predicted model, not a curated record. Gene Ontology annotation, molecular function: glucosylceramidase activity.